This is a messenger RNA of Ostreococcus lucimarinus CCE9901, 990 nucleotides long. RefSeq lists its product with no specific name. Gene Ontology annotation, molecular function: DNA-binding transcription factor activity, RNA polymerase II-specific; RNA polymerase II transcription regulatory region sequence-specific DNA binding. The transcript has a single exon. Lineage: Eukaryota; Viridiplantae; Chlorophyta; Mamiellophyceae; Mamiellales; Bathycoccaceae. Gene Ontology annotation, cellular component: nucleus; transcription regulator complex. Gene Ontology annotation, biological process: regulation of cell cycle; regulation of transcription by RNA polymerase II. Bases 1 to 990 code for a protein of 329 amino acids. The record is from RefSeq and is a predicted model, not a curated record.
AUGACGCCUACGAUCGGGAAGUACGACGCGGAGGUGGCCGAAAAGAAGUGUCAGGAGGCGGCGGAAUUCGUCGCGCAGGCGCGACGGAUCAUCGCCACGGCGCGCGCGAACUUGCGCGCGGGCGUCAAAGCAGAAGUUGGCGACGAUGAGGCGUACGCGACGCCCAAGUCGUCCAAAAUUCGAAAAUCAUUACCGCAAACUCCUGGGACGGGCGAGCGCGAGCAGAAAGGGUUGCGACAUUUUAGCAUGCGCGUGUGCGAAAAGGUUGAAGAGAAGAAGCACACGUCUUACAACGAGGUGGCGAACGAGCUCGUCGAGGAGCUUCGCGUGACUGCAGAAGAAACGAACGCGGAUUUCGACGAAAAGAACGUGCGUCGACGGGUGUACGACGCGCUUAAUGUUCUCAUGGCGCUAGAAAUCAUCAGAAAGAAGAAGAAGGAAAUAUUCUGGAACGGAUACCCCGAGGGAUACGUGAAACCGGGCGAAUCGCCGCCGCCCGCGAAGGCGGCGGGACCGAGAACGUCGAAUCGGGAAUUGGCGUCCACGGAGUCGAUAGAUGCGUUCGAGCAGAAGACCAACUACCUCGCCGAGCUCGUGGAGCAACACGACGCGCUCGUGGCGCUCGUGGAACGCAACCAAAAAGCCCUCGCGGGGGACGGUCCGCCGCCCACCGGCAUUCAGCUUCCUUUCAUUUUGAUUCAAACCAAAUCCGAGGCGGAAAUCGACGUGGAGAUAUCCGACGAUCAGCGAACGGUGCACUUUGAUUUCAAUCGAACGCCGUUCCAAAUCCACGACGGAUUCCACGUCUUGACGAAGAUGAUCAAUUUGCACAAGAAGCGCGUCGUCGGCGACGACGGCGGCGCGGAGGCGAAAGCGUCGACGUCGAAAACACCGACGACACAAAAGGCGACGCCGGUGAAGCGCAAAACCCCGACCCCCUCAAAAGGCGUCGGUAAAUCGCCGCUUUCGGCGAAGAAGGCGAAGAAAUGA